AUGUUUUCGUACUCUUAUCCAACGACUUGCAACAAAAAUCUGGGCCCCGAGUUCAUUGUGGUACCGAUUCCUGAAACAUAUAAGGAAAUCAGGGUCCCUAAGAACCUGCCUAUGAAAUACAAUGAGGCACAGUUGAGAGAGAGAUUUAGGGGCUUUGACAAAAAUGGAGAUGGGGUUCUUAGCAGGCAAGAGCUCAGAAGUGCAUUCUACAGUCUUGGUUCCUACGUCCCAGAUUGGCGAGCUCAUCGGGCAAUUCGCCAUGCUGAUAUUAAUGGAGAUGGAUAUAUCGACGAGGCUGAGUUGGAAAAUCUUGUGAGAUAUGCUUUCCAACUCGGUUACACCAUCAAAUAA
This is a messenger RNA of Juglans regia (Persian walnut), 351 nucleotides long. RefSeq names its product calmodulin-like. Bases 1 to 351 code for a protein of 116 amino acids. The record is from RefSeq and is a predicted model, not a curated record. The transcript has a single exon. Gene Ontology annotation, molecular function: enzyme regulator activity; calcium ion binding. NCBI's taxonomy places the organism in Eukaryota, Viridiplantae, Streptophyta, Magnoliopsida, Fagales, Juglandaceae.